GAUUUAUAUUGUUUCAGUUUCCAAACGAAUCGCCAGAGGAAGUAUAUGCUGUGGUGAAUAUCACUGUAAUAGACCUUAACGAUAACAAUCCACUUGUUUUAAACAAAGACCUACAAAUCGAAGCAAUGCGAAAUAAAAGCAGCGUCAUAGGAAAAUUAAAGGUUUAUGAUCCCGACUCUGAUACGAAGUUAACGUACCAAUUAUUGUUCUUUAAACAAUAUUUCCAAAUCACAGGAGAUGGAGAGAUCAAAAUAAUCGCUGACCCAAGCGAGUUAAAAAAGAGUUCCUACCAGUUGAUGAUAAUCGUUGACGACGGUGGUCAUCCGCCCCGUCGGACGCUGGUCAAUGUUACCGUCAAUUUCCCAGCCCUGGUUGUGGCCGAACCCGCCACUGGCAGUAGUCUCAGCAAAACCGACACCCUCCUCAUAGUGUUGGGUGUCUUUUUAACCCUCUUUGUCAUACUUGUCAUACUUUUGAGCGUUUACAUCGCAAGACGAAAUCUAUACAGUACAGACAAUUUGGACAAAACGAAAUCCGACUUGGCAAAAGGUGACCCAAGAGGUAAAGGUUUCAAACAGCAGAAGAUCAGUCAUUCUCAAGCGAACACAAACAUGACAUUGGCUGAUGAACUGGAUACAGUAUCUGGUAGUAACGGCUGCGGUAGCAACAGUGUCCAGGAAAGUCCGUUCGUCGACAGUAGUGUCUAUGACGUUCAGCCCAAAGACGGUUACAAAAGAUUCAAAGGCGGUUCAAGCAUGGAGAGUUUGUACAGCGACAAUGGUGGAUCCAGUUUAGACAGGGACACGCCCAUACAUUCUACAAACACCCCGAUGGGUGGGGUGUCAACUUUCACCACCCCAACCAAGAGACAGCCUCUAAUAAUCACAUAUUAUACAGGUACAGAAUGGCUAUGAUAAAUACCUACGAGAUGAAAGACCGGAAAUCACAGUCUACUUCUAAGAAACACAAAUGGUUACGCAUGCACAGGAAGUGAAGUGACGUCAGAACCAAGAACUACUCUUACUCUAACAACAACAACAAAUAUAUUAAUAAAUACUCACAAUAUCUGUAUGAAAUGAAAAAUAUAUAAAAACAGAGGCAGGUGGAGAAACGAGCGAGAAACACAGAAAUAAAGAAAGAUCAAGCAAAAAAAAAAAACAAAAAAAAACACAAAUUUGAAAGAAAAGUGAAAUAAAGACAGCGUCGUGUAAUUUCAGCAUCAGCGGAUUCUAAGAAUGGUCUAGAACUGCGUAUAUUCAAUAUUUUUGUAUUUAUAAAAAAAAAAAAAGUUCUUAAAAAUAACUUUGAAAAAAAAAUAAUUAAUUUGAAAAAAAUAACAGCUCAGACUAACGAAAAUAUAAAAUAAGAAAAAAAAAACAAAAAGUAUACACAAACACAGUACUGACUAUAAACGUGUACAUGUGUGUAUGACGGCUGUUAUAUAUAUGUGCGUGUGUUGUGUAUGUAAGUUUAUAUGGGGGGUUAUAUAACACAAUCUCCAUACAAAUGUAUGUGUGUGUGUAUUCAUGAGAGUGUGUAUAUAUGCUGUGUAUGCCUCAUAGAAAAUUGGAAUUUCGAUAAAAAAAAGUAGUUUGUUUUUUUUUUAAUUAUUAUAAUAAUAAUAAUAAUAUAAUAAUAACAAUAAUAAUUAUAAUUAUAAUGUAAACAACAACAAUAAUAAUGACUAUUAUCUUGAUAAAUUAUAACAACAACAAUUGCUAAGAUAACUGGAAAAAUAAUGAUGGUGAUGAUGAGAAUGAUGAUCAAUUGAAGGCAAGAGGAGGAGGAGAGAGAGGAGGCAAGAAAAAGAGGUGUUGAUUCUAGGAGAGAAUGAAGAAGAAAAAAUAUCUUUUUAUGGAUCAGGAAAAAAUGUGGGAAAUAAUAACAAUAAUAAUAAUAAAUCAGAGAAGACGGUGGCGUAAGAUUGGAUGGAGGGAAAAAUGAGCAAAUUUGUAAGGAGGAGUUCAGACAAUGAUUAAAAUCACCAAUAUCAAUAUCGAUUUGCAUCGAUCUGAAUAAGUUCUCGGGGACUCAACCGAACCCAAACUGAUUCAGAGACGUUUUCUCAGAUAGGGAAAUUUCUGAGGAUAAAACAGAAGAUAUUCUAUACAGGAUAUGGAAGAUCAACACCAGCUGAUAAGCGGGCGGGAAACAAGGGUGCAUGGAUGUGUCUGCAUAAAUGUAUAGAUAAGAGUAUGCAAAUAAAUUUCUAUGUAUAUA
This is a messenger RNA of Octopus bimaculoides (California two-spot octopus), 2220 nucleotides long. RefSeq names its product protocadherin-15-like. Gene Ontology annotation, molecular function: calcium ion binding. NCBI's taxonomy places the organism in Eukaryota, Metazoa, Mollusca, Cephalopoda, Octopoda, Octopodidae. Gene Ontology annotation, biological process: homophilic cell-cell adhesion. Gene Ontology annotation, cellular component: plasma membrane; cell-cell junction. The record is from RefSeq and is a predicted model, not a curated record.